AUGAAGCCAUUUGCUGUCGCCACGCUCCUCCUGGCCCCUUGGGUCGCCGCUCAAUCGCGCAGCGAUAUCCCGGACUGCGCCUGGCCCUGCCUGGACGCGUCCAUCAAGAAAAACACCAGCUGCGCCACGGAUGACUUUGCUUGCAUCUGCAAGAACUUUGAUACCAUUCGGGGCGAUUCAACGAAUACGGGCUGCAUCCUCAAGUCCUGCGGUCAGGAUGCUGCGCUUAACAAGGUUCUUCCCGCUACCCAGAAGCUCUGCGAGCAAGGUGGAAGUGGCGGCGGAACGGUCUCCUCCAGUCCCUCUAGCACUGCCGAGUCGGGCUCUGCCUCUCCUUCGCCUACCACAGCCGCUCAGUCCUCUACAACGGCUAAAGCCACCGCUGGAGCUGCAGGUCUCGAACGCGUCAGCGGUCCUAUGUUGUUGGCUCUUGGGGCACUGAUUGUCUGA
Molecule: messenger RNA, 450 nt
Organism: Purpureocillium lilacinum
Lineage: Eukaryota; Fungi; Ascomycota; Sordariomycetes; Hypocreales; Ophiocordycipitaceae
Source: RefSeq, a predicted model, not a curated record